Molecule: messenger RNA, 654 nt
Organism: Quercus robur (English oak)
Lineage: Eukaryota; Viridiplantae; Streptophyta; Magnoliopsida; Fagales; Fagaceae
Exons: 1
Coding region: 1-654 (217 amino acids)
Source: RefSeq, a predicted model, not a curated record
AUGUGUAAGGUAUUUCCCUCAAGCCUCGGGCCCACGGCAUUGAGAUGGUUUAAUGGGCUACGAAAAGGUUCCAUUCAUAGUUUUGCUGAGCUGAUUCAGGAAUUCGAUGCCCGAUUUAUGACGUACAGUCGGAUGCCGCAAUCGGUGUACGCAUUACUAUCUAUGAAGAUGAAGGUCGGCGAAACCCUUCGUAGUUAUGCCAGUCAGUAUUGGGAGCUUUACAAUGAGAUUGGUGGGGGUAAUGAGAAGAUUGCAGCAAGCACUUUUAGGAUGGGGCCGCUCCAGGAUUCCAAACUACGAGAGUCAUUGACGAAAAGGCCUCUCGAGGAUAUGAGGCAACUCAUGAGGCGCAUUAAGGAGUAUAAAUGCCUUGAGGAUGAUCGGCUACAAAGUAAGGGCAAGGCCCCGUUAUUAAAUUGUCCUCGGCAAGGCAUUUUUUCGCCAAGACCCCGAAAGGAUAUGAGAAUGCAGGAGCUGGAAGUACAAAUGGGGGAGGUGAACAUGGCAUUCAAGGAGCCGGUGCACAAGAUCGUAGACCGGAUUAAGAACGAAUCGUACUUCAGAUGGCCAAACAAGAUGGGGGGAGAACCAUCUCGGAGGAACCAGAACUUGUACUGUACCUAUCACAGAGAUAAGGGGCAUAACACCAAGUAG